Molecule: messenger RNA, 2525 nt
Organism: Pomacea canaliculata
Lineage: Eukaryota; Metazoa; Mollusca; Gastropoda; Architaenioglossa; Ampullariidae
Exons: 4
Coding region: 1209-2015 (268 amino acids)
Source: RefSeq, a predicted model, not a curated record
UUUCAGAGGUGUAUCAACAUUGUUCGUCACGGCCAUGCGCUGCGAGAGUGUGAGCCCUUUCAUUAGAGGCAAUUGUGACAGACAGAGAACGAGAUUGACCACCUUGUUUCCACUCACGCCCCCAGUCUCAAGUCUGCGAAUGAGUUCUGAAUACCUCUGGGGCUUGAAGUAGAUGCGAAUAUUUGCAGGAAACGGCGAGAAAAUGGGGAGGAAGGGGGGCCCUUUCCCGCUGUCCAGGCCUUGUGCUCACUCACUCUCACGGAAAUUCGGCGCUGUCAACCUCUUCUUCCGAGUCUCAGAGCAUGAGCUAACGGCGUACGAGGUCAAUUUUGAUUGGAUGAAGUCGUGACCGUCAAUAGCUUCCUCCUCAAAACCGUGACUGAAGAGCAUAGAUCAAGGGAGAGAAACGAGGCAGAGUAAAUAUAGCUUACAUCGAUCCAGCAUUAGGAAAUUGUGUAGCUAUCGCCUUUGCUGAUCUACCCUCCAGCGUAUUUCCGCCAGGGAGGAGGCAAGGUGUUCACGGUGACGGUAAAACAGGCAAAAAAAAAAAAAAAGGUGAUGGGGAAGGUAUGUGAGGAUGGAAGGAAGGGGGCAAUGAAGAGAUGAAGCAGAGAGAAUGUUGGGAUGAGGUGGUGUAGUUGGGGGGUACAGGCUGUAAAAGAAGAAACGAAGGUGAUUGGAUUGGGAUUGGGAAGGGGGGAAAAAGGCUGAAAUAGAUGAAGAUGUGAUGCCAGAUGGGAGGAGACUGGCCUUCGCAAAUUCUUUCCCAUCUUUCCUUCUUGCAAACACUAAAGCGUUAAAAAGCGCCGACCUGCUCUUGGCUGUCUGCUUACCCCAUCAAAGACCGGCUCGAGGUCCCUGACAGCUCCGGCCUCCCGCACGGCCGACUGUCUCCCAAAAGACUCGCCCGCACCUUGCACGGUGCCGUAACGUCUUGCUGCACGUCCCCUUGUGAGACCACACGCACCUUGACUGGUGUGAACUGCGCGGCACAUCCCGCUCUACCUGAUGCCACACCCAUAGUCCUAAGUCUUGCACGCUGCCGUGGCCUCCUGUGCCGGCGUCCGCUGGAAGUGGGCAGACAACUCGGCGGCUGGUGUGGUGAGAGCCCUUUGUUGCCCUGGAGAUCUCGUUUCCAAGAUACAAUCGCUUAAAGCUACGUAACGUAACGCAACGUAACGUAACGUAACGGCAAGUCUAAUUCGCCAAUGAUCAGAAUGCCGAAAAACAGCCUUUUCGCAACGCUGAUAUGUUUUCUCUUAUCUCCUUGCUGCGGAGCUACAUUGCUGGUGAACAGGCCUGAUGCUGGGUGGAAAAGGGACCCUUCUCGCCUCGACCGCAUGCCGCUCAACUUCGGCAAGAGGGACUCGAACCUUGCCAACUCCGAGGCUACCAGUGCGUUUGGCAGCAAGCGCUUGGCCAAGUUGAAUCGCAUGCCCCUCAGCUUCGGCAAGAAGAGCGCCCUCUUUCCGAACCUGAACGAUAACUUAGCUUCCAGGGAGACCGAGGACUUCCAGCAAGCCACCUCAUGGGCCAAACGCAGUCCACUUCUGGCUGGCGAGGAUCUCUUCCCGACAGUUGGCAAGCGCUGGGCGCGGCUAGACCGCAUGCCACUCACCUUCGGCAAGCGUCUUCCCUGGGCAGCCUCAUCCGGGGUUUCUCGACCCUCGUCUGAAGAGGAACAAGAGGUAGAUGGAACAGAAGAUACCCUGGACGAAACGAAAAGUGUGUUAGACCGUCUCCCAGCUUUCGAUGAGAAGCCCAGAGAAGACUUCGACCUGUGGCCAGGAACAUGCUGCCAGGACCAGGUUGACAAGCGCCGGGCAGCCUUGCUGGACCGCAUGCCGCUGAGCUUUGGCAAGAGGACCUGGGAGCUGGCCAUCGACGACGACGACGACUUGACUUUGACACGCCGGGGUGUGCUGAAUCGCAUGCCCUUGUCAUUUGGAAAGCGAGCUCCUCAAAAUUUCGCGAUUUACAAAGAUACAGGCAAAAACUUCGAAACGACUUCAUGAAGCAUCAGUCAGAAAUACUUCUUCAAAAGAGUACAGCCGACAGCUCUAAAAACCUUGAGGAAAAUCGGCAAGCCACGUCCGGACAACUGCAAUAAUACUUCCUGCAGCGAACCACGGAAGUUGGGGUCACUUCCGACAUCACAGACGGGCUUCUCGUCCUUUUGAACUUUUCUGUCUGGUUUCGUUGACUUUGUGGUAUUUAUCAUGGACACCGCGUGAGAGAUGGAAAUAUAACAUAUAUAAUACACAGCUUUGUGGAUGUAAUCAGACGUUAACAGCUAUGGGCCAAGUGGUUUUUCUAUAAAUUUGCAGCAAAGUAUAAAAUAACAAAUUGAAAGUCAAACGACCACAGACAACUGAAAUGAGGAAAUGAUAACAACAACAACAACAACAAUUAAAAAAUCUGUCCCUAUUGCAGUAAAGACAAGACUUUGAUGGUCAAUAUCUGUACUCUAGGAAACUAAUAACACAUUCUGCAAUACACGGCAAUACAUUAAUAAAAUAUGCGAA